UGUGUCUCUGUGUGUCUCUGUGUCUCUGUGUCUGUCUGUGUGUCCGUGUGUCUGUGUGUCUGUGUGUCUGUGUGUCCGGGUGUUUGUGUGUCUGCGUGCCUGUGUGUCUGUGCGUCUUUGUGUUUUCAACGACGCGAGCAUCUCUGGGGCCUCGUCCUGGAGGAGAGCGGGUCGGACAACGACCAGCCCGCCGUCUCGCCAGUGCACCUGGGCGGCAGCUGCGAGGCGCCCGCGCCGGCCGAGGCCGCGCCGCUCGGGGCGCGGAGCCCGCCGCUCGCGAAGCGGUCAGAGCUCGCGCGGGCGCUGCCGCGGGGCAGCGUGCUCUGCCCGCUGGCGCUGGAGCUCGGGGAGUGCAUCAGCCGCGGGGAGUUCGCCGCGGUGCACCGCGGCCUGCUGCGGAGAGACGCGGGCGGGGCCCGCGCUGUGGUGGUCAAGGCGCUGCGCGGGGGCGGCGCGGGGGACGGCGGGGGGCGGGCGGCGGCGGAGCUGCUCGCGGAGAUCAGGAU
This is a messenger RNA of Prorocentrum cordatum, 506 nucleotides long. The record is from the annotation of a GenBank genome assembly. Lineage: Eukaryota; Dinophyceae; Prorocentrales; Prorocentraceae.